GUAUGAAAUACAUGGGGUUGAUCCUCCUUACACCCUACUCUCAUUCCAGUUGAGGGAGGUAGGUCUUCCUUUUUGACCAUGGGAAGGAGAGCAGCCCAGGAGCAGGAAGUACAGAGAAUCACAGCUCUGUACCUGGGUGGGGAGAUGAAGGGGAUGUGCCGGUCCCACAAUGAGGCCACCAAAGAGGGGCUAAUGGACCAGUGCAAACACCAGCGUGGCCGGGGGGAGCCCAGGAGACACACCGUUACCAGUGGGGUAGAUUACAGCUUGCUGAAGAAGAUGAAGGAGCUCGAGCAAGAGAAGGAUUUCCUCCUGCAGGGGCUGGAGAUGGUGGAAAGAGCACGAGACUGGUACCACCAGCAGAUCCACAUAGUCCAGGAGCAACAGAGGAACCUUGGCAAAACUCCAACAGAUUAUAUCUGUGAUGGAAAGUCCAGUUCCCUAAACCAACAACUCCCUAAAUUAAUGGAGGUAAAUCGCUGCCUGGGGGAAUUGGUUGCCACUGGGAAGACUAGCGCUCCCUCCCCACCUACAAACAUGGGUCAGACGGCGGCUCCGGGUGUAUCGGGUCAGCAAGUACAACCGGGGACUAUGCUGAAGGAACAGAACCGGCUUCUGACCAAGGAGGUGUCGGAGAAGAGCGACCGGAUCACCCAACUGGAGCAGGAGAAGUCGGCUCUGAUCAAGCAGCUGUUUGAGGCCCGAGCGAGAAACGUCCAGGAUUCAAACCCAAUGGACUCCACGUUCAUAUGAACUGGGACUGGUGGAAAGCACUGUGACUUCUGAUUGGUUGUUGAGCAGCUGCUUUAGUGAUUGGCUCACUACACUCCCAUGAUGCACAGCUUGACUCCACCGAUGUCCCUCUCCUUCCCACAACAUUGGUCCCAUGCGGGUUACAUUCAGCGCUACAUCCAGAGCCUUCCUUGCACCACCAUCACACUCCUCUUUGUUCUCCCGACUGGACCUCAUGUUUGCCCUUUUUGACGACUGAAAUUCUGUAUCCGCACAAACUGUCACCUCACAAGGCCGUUCUAACAAUAUGGAGUGUUUUUAUAUAAUGUUUACACUUGGACUUGUCUUUUUAAUCAGAUGAAUCUCCAAUAUUAAACCGUUAAAGAAACAAGUAGGCGGAGCUUUGCCCUUGUAAACGGCGCUGAUUUCAUUUUGCACAGAAGAACCAAGAAACACCCUGAUCGGAUUUACUGACUUCAUAUAAUUGGGGUGAUCAUAUGGGGUCAUUUUCCACUGAACCCCUGUCCUUUCCUGGAUUCUACAGUGGCCCCUUUGGUCAAAACAUCACACAGGAUCACCAUCACCCCAUUCCCAAAAUGCUUGGGAAACUGAGACCCCCAUAAAUUCUCAGCACAUGAAACAACUUCUAUUUGUAUAUUUGUUUGUUUCCUUUUAGUUUUGUUUAACUAAAUCUCUUAAAUAUC
Xenopus laevis (African clawed frog) is the source of this 1436-nucleotide messenger RNA. Its product is annotated as suppressor APC domain-containing protein 2. The coding region runs from base 79 to 753 and encodes 224 amino acids. Lineage: Eukaryota; Metazoa; Chordata; Amphibia; Anura; Pipidae. The transcript is spliced from 6 exons. The record is from RefSeq and is a predicted model, not a curated record.